CCGUGCACGACCAGCACGACGUGUCCCGUCGUCGUCGUCGUCAGUCUUCCGCCGCGCGGCGACAGUGUACGUUGUCUGAGUGUUUUUCGCGCAUUGUCCUCAUCGUAUUGUUGACGUGUCGUGAGUGUCGCGAGUGCGAGCAGCUCGAUCGUGUCACGAAAUCGUUCAUAUUCACGCGACCGGAACGAAAACUUCAAUUUCGACGUCUUGGGUGUCGUAGAUCGACUCGUCGGAGACGACUAACUUUAUUCUUCUUUUUCUCUCUCUUCGCCACCGAAUGGUCCACGGAUGAUCCACGGAUGAUCCAACAUGGCGUCGACCGAUCUGUCGUUCGGCUCUAUACCGGCGUUCUACAGAGAAGUUUACGAGAAGGUCUGCUCGCCCACCAGCGGAAACGUGAAGCUCGAGGUGUUUAGGUCUCUGCUCGUCAAAUCGCAGCUAAGCGGCUCCAUCAUCAAUCAAAUAUGGAAACUUGUGGACAGCAAGACGGGUUAUCUCACAAGAAGCGGAUUGUAUAAGGGUCUCGCUCUUAUCGCCUUUGCUCAACAGGGAAAGCAACCGAGCGACAAGCUGCUGGAAAACUCUGAAUCCCAAGAAUUACCCGUCCCUGUUCUGGGAGAUCUGUCGGAAGUGACGCUUUUGGCGCAGAGGCUACACCGAGGCAAUCCCGCAAAGCUGAACCACACGUACUCGGACAUCUGUAAUCUGGACACUAUCGAGGUCAACCUCGUUCCUGAGAAGAAGGGCAUCUUCCUGAAGCACGUGGAGUAUCAAGUCACCAGCAAGAGGUUCAAUUCUGUGGUCUACAGGCGUUACAAUGAUUUUGUGUCGUUGUACGAUCUCCUCUUGGCACGAUUUCCGAUCCCGAAGUUACCACCGAAGAAAAUCGUCGGAGCGGACUCACAAUUUCUCGAAGAGAGGCGGCGUUCUCUUCUGCGGUUUCUCACGCUGAUCGCUCGCCACCCGGUAGUGAGCGAAGAUCCAAUUGUGCAGUUCUUCUUCACAUAUACCGGUGACGAGACGCAGCACAAGAUCCGCGAUGUGUUCAGGCGCGUGCCAGACGAAUUUGCCACAUCCGAGCUGUCGUCGAGGGCGAAAGAGCUGAUGCCGCCCGAGACGCUGACCGAGUUCGCGAAUAGCCGUGAUCAGAUACGCAUGAUACUCCUCGGGAUUUCCCGGCUGAAACAUAUCGCUGACAGUUUGGCGAUCAGAUCGCACAAUUAUGCGGUGGACAUGGCCGAGCUGGGCAACCAGUUGAGCACUCUAGCUGCGGAACAACACGGCACCGGUACUUGGGUCACCGGUGGUUCCAGUCUUUGGCAAGACAUGAAGAAGGGCUUUCACGUAAUCUCAAAAGAGUUCAACCUGCUGUCAACUAGAGCACUCCAGCAAGCGGUCAGAGAGGAGACCAUGGUCUGUGAGAGGCUUAAUCUCCUGCUUGACAUUUUAGUCGCACACAGGAUGUUGUGCGAGAGACACGAGCGAGGCGUCAGCGCCGAUCAUCAACGCGCUCUGUCUACGAUGCUAUCUCUUAAGAAGCGGCAGAUGCAAGGCGUUAUUCGCGGUACCGAUGCCGACACUGUCGAGUACCUCGAGAACAAGAUGGUCUCCCAGGAAUCCGUAAUCGCCAACGUCGAGCUGAGGAAUUGUUUCUCGUUACUCUGUCUGCACAUGGAGACUCAGCUCGUUCACGCGCACCUAGAGAUACUUGCCACCGUGCUGCAGAGUCUCGUGAGCGUGCAGAUCCGUGGGCAUUCCGAGUUGGCUGAAGUGUGGAAACUAAUCGAACCGACGAUUACAAAGUGUUUACCCGAGAAGUUAGCAAGUGGGUCCAAUGGAGGAUAGCACAAGAAUAGCAAAGUUUCGUAUAUAUCAUGCGUUGCCAAAUAAUUGAUAAUCGAAACUUGUAUACAACUCCCAGUAAGCUUGACUGUUGAUGAUCAAUAUGCCGAAGACGGGAAGAAGAAAGACGUGCAAAUUUUUUAGUCGUUCCAUAUAAUGAUUACAUAGAUUUUAUAUCUAUUUACCAGAGAG
Mycetomoellerius zeteki is the source of this 2034-nucleotide messenger RNA. RefSeq names its product sorting nexin-8. Gene Ontology annotation, cellular component: early endosome membrane. Lineage: Eukaryota; Metazoa; Arthropoda; Insecta; Hymenoptera; Formicidae. The record is from RefSeq and is a predicted model, not a curated record. Gene Ontology annotation, molecular function: phosphatidylinositol binding; protein binding. Gene Ontology annotation, biological process: early endosome to Golgi transport; intracellular protein transport.